Messenger RNA from Megalops cyprinoides (Indo-Pacific tarpon), 5093 nucleotides. Its product is annotated as ankyrin repeat and BTB/POZ domain-containing protein 2-like. Gene Ontology annotation, molecular function: protein heterodimerization activity. NCBI's taxonomy places the organism in Eukaryota, Metazoa, Chordata, Actinopteri, Elopiformes, Megalopidae. Bases 521 to 3637 code for a protein of 1038 amino acids. The transcript has 17 exons. The record is from RefSeq and is a predicted model, not a curated record.
AACUGUUCGCACGCGAACGACAGCUCAAGCCUCGAAUUUACAAAACUUCCAACACAUGGACCACCUACAGGAUGAGAUUUAGUUUGUGUAGCGAUAUACCUAUGGAAUACGUCACGUAUAUAUACGUAGAGACAAGCUAAUCGCUUGGAAGUCUUGACAAGGAGCAUGAUACUGACAUGAGAACGUAGACUGAGGCAUAGCCUGAAAGCGAGGCUCCGGGGAACAGCGGUUCGUAAAGCAGUCGAGGGACGAGGCAUGCUUUGGGGUGCGUGGUGUGAUUUGUGAUGUUUAUACUUAACGCAUAGCGUCACCAAACCAAGGGAAUUGUGUGAAGGGAGCACUGAAGUGUUGUACUUUAGCUAAUGCUGCAUGCGAUCAUUAACCUGAGUACGUACAGUUGAUGUUGAGCGAAGUAGCGUAGCUAGGAUCCAGACAGCAGAGCUUAUUGCCUGUGAAGUUUGCCGUCUCUGGGCACUCAGCUUUGACGUUUUGGCUGGAAGAAACGCCAGUCGUGGCAGAGAUGAGCAGUUCCAACAUGAAGACCUUGGAGGACCUGACUCUGGACUCGGGCUAUGGGGCAGAAGACUCGUACAAAUCUCUGAGCCUGUCGUCCUCCAAGUCAAACUCGCAGGCGUUCAUGAGCGCUCCUCACCGGGGAAACUGGUGGUACUACUCUGGUUCCAUGAACAGCAGAAACAACAGCUGGGACACGGUGAACACGGUGCUGCCAGAGGACCCCGAGGAUAUUUUCUCCAAGUGUCCCCGUUUGCCGGACCUGGAGGAGUUCCCCUGGACCGACGAGGAGGUGGGCAAAAUCCUACGCAAAGUCUCGGGCAAAGGAGCCGCUUUCUCUACUGAGUCUGUCCGGAGGCUCUCCACUCUCAUGCGAAGGGCUCUGAUAAGGAUUUCGAGAGAAGCCCAGAGGCUGAGCGUAAUGCACUGCCGCUGUACCCGCUUCGAGGUGCAGAGCGCUAUCCGGCUGGUGCUGAGCUGGGCACUCGCGGAAAGCUGCGUGUCGGCCACGGUGAAAGCCAUCUCCCUGUACAGCAUGAGCGCCGGCGAGUGUCUGCGCAAAGGCAAGUCCGCCCGCUGCGGACUCACCUUCUCUGUGGGACGCUUUUUCCGCUGGAUGGUGGACACCCGAAUAUCGGUGCGCAUCCACGAGUACGCAGCCAUCUGCUUGACCGCCUGCAUGGAGUGCUUGGUGGAGGAAGUGGGCACGAGGGUUCUGAUGUCCGAGCGGCAACAGAGCGCGGACGGCGGGCUGCCCCCCAGCACAGUGACAGCAGAAGUGUUAGACGGGGUCGUAAACAACGACGCUGAACUUUGGGGUGUCCUGCAGCACUACGAGCACCUGAUAUGCGGGAAGAACGCCAACGGUGUGCUGUCCCUGCCAGCCCACUUCAGUCCCUACACAGAGGGCCAGCAGUCGGGCGUGGAGAGCCGCGAGGACGCCUACGCCCAGCUGGAGCUGCGUACCCUGGAGCAAGCCCUUCUGGCCACAUGUGUGGGCAGCAUCUCCGAGCUCAGUGACCUGGUGUCCCGGGCAAUGCACCACAUGCAGCGCCUGAGCGCCGUGCGGCCCGGAUUGAGCCCCGCCCGUCACGCCCGCCAGCAGCCCGUGUCCUGGUCCCCCGACGCCCUACACACCCUCUACUACUUCCUGCGCUGCCCACAGAUGGAGUCCAUGGAGAACCCGAACUUGGACCCACCCCGGAUGGCCCUGAGCAAAGAGAGGCCCUUCCUGCUGCUCCCGCCUCUCAUGGAGUGGAUGAGGGUGGCCAUCGUGCACGCUGAGCACCGCCGCAGCCUAUUGGUGGACAGCGAUGAUGUCAGGCAGACAGCCAGGCAGCUCCUCCCAGGGCUGGACUGCGAACCCAGACAGCUGAAGCCUGAGUGCUGUUUCAGCUCAUUCCGGCGGCUGGAGGCCAAGGCCGCCACCGACAAGUUCCAGCUGGACCUGGGCUUCCGUAUGCUCAACUGCGGCCGGACGGACCUCAUCGGCCAGGCCAUCGAACUGCUGGGGCCCGAGGGGGUGAACACCAUGGAUGACCAGGGCAUGACUCCCCUGAUGUAUGCCUGCUCAGCAGGAGAUGAGGCCUUGGUGCAGAUGCUGAUUGAUGCAGGAGCAAACCUAGAUGUGGCGGUCCCAGGCUGCUCCCCCAGGCACCCCUCUGUGCACCCUGACAGCCGCCACUGGGCAGCCCUGACCUUUGCCGUUCUGCACGGACACAUUUCAGUGGUGCAGCUCCUCCUGGACGCCGGCGCCAACGUCGAGGGCGCGCCCGUCCGGAACGGGCAGGAGAGCGCGGCCGAAACCCCUCUCCAGCUGGCAUCUGCAGCAGGAAACUACGAGAUGGUGAGCCUGCUGCUGGCUCGCGGGGCGGACCCCUUGCUGAGGGCGCACGACGGGAAUGCCCUGACGUCCUCACUCUACGAGGACAUGAACUGCUUUAGCCAUGCCGCUGCGCACGGACACAGGAACGUGCUGAGGAAGCUGCUGACCCAGCCGCAGCAGGUGAAGGAGGACGUGCUCUCCCUGGAGGAGAUCCUGGCCGAGGGGGUGGAGGGGGAGGUGGGGGAGGAAGGGGUUGGAGCCAGGGGUGGGGAGAAGGAGCGGUCUGCAGGGUGCCCUCCCCCCAGCCCCGGCUGCAUCACCAACGGGGCCAUCCCCAGACUCUGUAAGGCGCGAAUGAAGGCCCUGCAGGAGGCCACCUACUACAGCUCUGAGCACGGCUACCUGGACGUCACCAUGGAGCUGAGGUCACUGGGCGUUCCCUGGAAGCUCCAUGUGUGGCUGGAGUCCCUGCGCAGCGCCCAGCAGCAGGCCAGGGCCGGGGUCAUUCUCUCCCUCCUGCGAGACUUCACCACCAUCCGGGCGGAGGACUACGGCGAGGAGCUGGUCUCCAUUGGCCUGCCGCUAAUGUUCACCAUCCUCAGAACCAGCAAGAACGAUGCCAUAAACCAGCAGCUGGCCUCCAUCUUCAGUCACUGCUACAGCUCCGCUCCCCUGCCCACUGUACCAGAGAUAAAGGUGUCCCUGUCGGCACAGCUGGACCUUCACUUCCUGAACAACAAGGAGAUGUCAGAUGUGACCUUCCUGGUGGAGGGCAAGCCCUUUUACGCUCACAGGGUCCUGCUGAUCACAGCCUCUGAGAGGUUCAAGUCUCUUUUGGGUUCCAGCGGGUCAGACAGGACCGAGGACUGCAAGACCAUAGAGAUCAGUGACAUCAAGUACAACAUCUUCCAGAUGAUGAUGAGCUACCUGUACUGUGGCGGGACAGAGUCACUAAAGGGCACAGUGUUUGAAGUGCUGGAGCUGAUGUCAGCGGCCAGCUUAUUCCAGCUAGCAGCGCUGCAGAGACACUGUGAAAUCCUCUGUGCACAGAGUAUCGACCUGGACAACGCUGUCAGCAUCUACCGAACUGCCAAGGCGCACGGGGCGGCGGAGCUGAGCGCCUUCUGCGAGGGCUACUUCCUGCGGAACAUGGCCGCGCUGCUGGAGAGAGAGGCUUUCCGCGGGCUGGUCCUGGGAGGAGGGGGCCGCUGGGGAAGCGGGCGGGACUCCCCCCUGGAGGAGCUGGAGGCCACGCUGGCACGCCGCUUGCGCUCGCUGUACGUCACCUCCCAGGUGUGAGGGGGCGUGACCCUCACGGCCCGGCCGUCGAGGACGGAACGGAACGACCCGAUGGAGGAGUGCACUGCAUCUGUCUCAUGUCCCCACGGCGGACAAACCCCGGUACUCAACUCCUCUGUCUGCCCCCCAGCUCUCUGGUACAGCCCUGAGACCCCCACAUCAGAUAAGCAAACUGCAGUGCACUUUGUUUGCGGGGCUAAGGAAGCAACGAAAGGGAUGCGAGCAAGGGAAAGGAUGACAAAAGUGAAAACUGUGGAACUGCUGCCCUCUAGUGGCAGGGAGGGCCACUUGGCUCCCAGUGAAGAGAAAGGACCUGUAAAAUGAGCCUCAUAUUAGCCUGAGUGAAAUCUCCUUUUGAACGUAAGGGUACCAACAGUCAUUACAGUGAAGUGGAGACAUGGUGGAUAUCCAGUGCUAUCAGUAUUGAUUCAUACCCUUGUUAAAUUUCAGCAAAAACUUACUUGAGCAGAAAAAAUACCAACUAUUUGCUAAAAUAUGAUAAAGUGGACUUCUUUUGAACACCAACAAUGCUACACAGAGCAAGAUCAAUUGUUAUUGUUUCUGAAGUAUUUUCUUUCAACCAUGACAAUGAUCAAUUUUAUUUACUUCUCUACAAUCAAUUUUGUAUCCAGAUUUGGUUUUAAUGACACAGAGAAAACCCUUCCUUUAGCGUUUUAUAAACAUGUGGCACAUCUCCUUUGGGAUUUUUGCCCAUUUCUCCAGGGCGAGAUUCUCCUUAAGUGUUCUUUUGUUUACUUUUUUUUCCAAACUGAAAAUAUGCUACAGGAAUUGAGGUCUGAACAUUUUGUUCACAUAGUCAGAAUGCCUUUGUUUCAUUAUCAUGCAGGUUUUGUCCAGGCUUGGUCCUUCUAAAGGAGGAUUCAAGAUUUUUUGGCCAAAAUGUCCUGGUAUGUGCGAGAAUUCAUCCUUCCCUCUAUCCUUAUCCUAUAAGGGCACCAGGACCAGAAGAUGUGAACGAAUCCCAACACAAAACACAUAUUUCACCGUGAAAUUAUUUUUUUCCGCUGAAUACGGAAUACGUUUGCUAAAAUUUAACAAGGGUAUUAAUUAAUAUGGAGUACAUUGUAUAUUUGUGGUUGUUUUACAGUACAGAAAAUGACUUGCAUAGCAUUUAUUUAAAGCAGAACACUUGAUAUUAUUUAAGUGGGACAGUCAUACUCUGGCUGUAUUUUAUUCCGGGUGAAUAAUGUAAAAUAACACAAUGACCAGCAGGAUGAUCUCUGGCCAUUUUCUUAUCUGUUGUUUAAGUUUUGAUUCAUCUCUAUUUGCGCUUGGAUUGUGCUGAGUAAGUGAGAAACCUAGUUAAAAGCAACAUUAAUAUGUAGCGGUUGGGAGUUAUUUCCGGAUACACAGUAAAUGCCCAUUUGAAGCAAUGCAUCAGUGCCCUUUGCUAUGUUUCUUUUAAGUGGUGGUUGCACUUAUCAGCUGUUGCUAC